This is a messenger RNA of Carassius gibelio (silver crucian carp), 4281 nucleotides long. RefSeq names its product mucin-5AC-like. Bases 1 to 4281 code for a protein of 1426 amino acids. Gene Ontology annotation, cellular component: extracellular matrix. The transcript has 30 exons. Lineage: Eukaryota; Metazoa; Chordata; Actinopteri; Cypriniformes; Cyprinidae. The record is from RefSeq and is a predicted model, not a curated record. Gene Ontology annotation, molecular function: protein binding.
AUGUCAGCCAUUUGUAAUUUUAUAUCAAAUCCUGUUGUCUCACCUAUAGGUGCUCAUAACAAACAAGUCUGUAGCACAUGGGGUAACUACCACUUCAAGAAAUUUGAUGGAGAAAUUUUCCACCUACCAUCCACUUGCAAUUAUAUAAUGUGUGCAAUGUGUGGAAGCAGCUACGAGGACUUCAACAUUCAGUUGAGACGCCAAGUAGUAAAUGACCAACCGAUUAUCACUAACAUCACAAUGAAGUUGAACAGCACUGUUGUGGAGCUCACCAAAAACUCUGUCAAGGUGGAUGGAAGAGAGAUGAAUCUGCCAUUUAGCCACUCUGGUAUUCUUAUCUAUAAGAGUUCCUUCUAUGUCAAAGUCACUGCUAAACACGGACUGGUGGCCACGUGGAAUGAGGAUGACUCUUUCACUGUUGAAUUGGACAUGAUGCACCUAAAUAAGAUCUGCGGUCUUUGUGGAGACUUCAGUGGCAUCCAGUCACACAAUGAGUUCAUCAAAGAUGCUCGCAGCUCGACCGAUGUCUGCCAGAGAGGCAUCGUGCACCAGCACAUAGAAAGAGGCCACACUCUGUGUGGAGUGGGCACUCACCCCCAGGGGACACAGCUCGCCUUGGCGUACCAUGGCAUCAACUAUCCAACACCAGUUUGUGAGCAGCUGCUUUCAGGCCCGUCUUUCAGCAGUUGUAAGGACAUCGUACCCCUUGACUCCUUCAUCAAAGCCUGUGAAUUGGACAUGUGCUUCUGCACCAACAGGACCAGAUCCUUUUGUGUUUGCAGAACCAUCUCAGAAUACUCUCGCCAGUGCAUCCAGGCAGGUGGAAAGCCUGAUCCGUGGAUAAAGGAGCAGUUCUGUGACCAAUCUUGUCCUUACCACAAUAUGGUGUAUCAAGAAUGUGGAAACCCUUGUAUCAACACCUGUACAAACCCUGAUAGAAGUCAUAUUUGUAAGGACCAAUGCAUCGAUGGGUGUUUCUGUCCUGAAGGAUACCUGUUUGAUGACCUCAGUGAUAGAGGUUGUAUUACCAAGAAUCAGUGUCCCUGCAUCCACAAUGGAAAAAUAUAUGAACCUGGACAGACCUACAGAAGUAACUGUAAAGAAUGCACUUGUGUCGAUAAUCUAUGGAGCUGUGAAGACAGAGAUUGCCCAGGGACUUGCUCUGUCGAAGGUGGUUCCCAUAUUACCACUUACGAUGGGAGGACAUACAGUUUUCAUGGAGACUGUACUUACGUUCUUUCUAAGACCAGAGAAAAUGAGUUUACAGUUUUGGGGGAUCUGAUGAAAUGCGGUUUUACUGUCACUGAAACAUGUCUGAAGGCAGUAACAAUUUUUUUAUCAAAGAGGAACACAGUGUUCAGGAUCCAGUCUGAUGGAAAAGUGUUUGUUAAUAAAACGUAUUCACAGCUCCCUCUUUCCAUUGCUGAUGCGAUGAUUUUCAAACCCACCACAUUUUUCAUCAUCGUCCAGACAUCUUUUGGACUUGAGCUGGAGAUCCAGCUCAUACCAGUAAUGCAGGUUUACAUAAAAGUUGAUGUGACUUACAAGCAGAAAACAACUGGUUUGUGUGGGAACUUCAACAGUAUUCAAGCAGAUGACUUCAUAACUAUUAGUGGAUCUCCUGAAGCUACAGCAGUAGACUUUGCCAAUGGCUGGAAAGCACAAGCCAACUGCCCUGAUGUUAAAAACAGCUUUGAGGAUCCCUGCAGUCUCAGCUUAGAUAACGAGAGAUAUGCUAAGAAAUGGUGCUCUCUGCUGUCAGACCCUGAUGGGGUGUUUGCUCCAUGCCACAAAGAGAUCAGCCCUGAUAUCUAUGAAAUGAUCUGCAUGUAUGAUGCCUGUAAUUGUGAGAAAAGUGAAGACUGCAUGUGUGCUGUUUUGUCUUCAUACGUACACAACUGUGCUGCAAAAGGGAUCAAUCUGCCUCACUGGAGAAACAUUGCAUGCAGCAAAUUUUCAGCCAGCUGUCCCGACAAUAUGGUUUAUUCUUACAAUGUUCAAAACAACAGUCGUUCCUGCCGUUGCAACAGUGACCCAGACUUCACUUGUGGUGUCACAUUUGAGCCUGUAGAUGGGUGUAUCUGUGCAGAGGGAACGUUCCUUGAUGAAGAAGCAAAAUGUGUCCCUUUAUCUAGUUGUUUCUGCUACAGCAAAGGCACAGUGAUUCUCCCAGGAGAAGUUAUCAACAGGGAUGGAACCACGUGCACUUGCAAGGACGGGAAACUCAGUUGCACUGGAAAGAGAACUAGGCAACAAUCUUGUCCCCAACCUAUGGUGUUUUUUGACUGCACUAGUGCUGCUCCUGAAUCUACAGGAUCAGAGUGCCAAAAGAGCUGCAACACUUUAGAUAUGGCUUGUAUUAGCAGUGAGUGCAUCUCGGGCUGUAUGUGUCCGUCUGGACUGGUCUCAGAUGGUAUGGGUGGCUGCAUCAAAGAAGAUCUUUGUCCUUGCAUUCACAAUGGCAUUUUACACCAACCUGGAGAUACAAUCAAAGUGGACUGCAAUAGCUGUACUUGUAAGGACAGGAAAUGGGAAUGUACCACAAACCCGUGCCAUGGAACCUGCUUAGUUCAUGGAGAUGGCCAUUACAUUACAUUUGAUGGAAAGAGAUACACUUUCGAUGGAGAAUGUGAAUACACUUUAAUCACAGAUUAUUGCGGACAUGCCAAUGCCAAUGGUACUUUGCGAGUUCUCACUGAAAACAUACCAUGUGGAUCUACUGGCGCCACUUGCUCUAAGGCUGUCAGACUCUUCCUUGGGAACAAGGAGCUCAAAUUGACAGAUGGAGGUUAUCAGAUUUUUCACAGAGAUGAGGGAGUGGACAUUCCUUACCAAAUUUUGAUAAGAGGAAUUUACAUGGUCAUUGAGGCAAAUAAUGGACUAAUUGUCAUGUGGGACCAGAGGGCAAAUGUGUUAAUCAAACUCAGUCCAAACUUUAAGGGUGCUAUUUGUGGUCUUUGCGGGAACUUUGAUGGGAACGCAAACAACGACUUCAUGUUGAGAAGCCAGGAGGUGGUUAUUAAACCCUUGGACUUUGGAAACGAUUGGAAAGAGUCUGAUAGCUGUCCUGUUACUAUGGAAAUUAGAAAUCCCUGCUCAAAUAAUCCUUACAGGCAAUCAUGGGCUCAGAAAGAAUGUAGUAUCAUUAAGAGUGGAGUUUUUGCAACAUGCCAUUAUCAAGUGGAUCCCAAUCAUUUUUAUGAUGCUUGUGUGAGAGACUCGUGUGCUUGUGAUAGCGGUGGGGAUCAUGAGUGUUUGUGCACUGCUAUAGCAGCCUAUGCACAGGCCUGCAAUGAGGCUGGAGCCUGUGUUGCCUGGAGAACACCUAAAAUAUGCCCAUUGUUCUGUGAUUAUUACAAUGCUCCAGGGAAGUGUGAUUGGCAGUACAAACCUUGCGGAGCUCCUUGUCUGCAGACCUGCAGAAAUCCAACUGGGCAGUGCUCAAGUCAGAUACUAGCACUUGAAGGUUGUUACCCCAAAUGUCCCCCUGGACAUCCUUACUUUGAUGAGGAUACAAUGAAAUGUGUUAAAAAAGAGCAGUGUGGCUGUUAUGACAAAGAGGGGAAACAUUACAACGAUCAAGAGAUAGUUCCUUCAAAAGAGAACUGUCAAAUAUGCUAUUGCAAGUCCAUGGAGAUCGACUGCAAAUACAAUGCAACCGCUUGCACCUGCACAUUCAAAGGGAACAAAUAUAUGCAUGGAGACACAAUAUAUAAUACUACAGAUGGGCUUGGCAGCUGCAUGACAGCUGUCUGUGAGGAACGUGGAAUAAUUCAAAAGACUUCAUACCCUUGUCAAACAUCACAUUCAACAACGACCUAUACUUCACCAACUAUCUUUUCCAGUAAAAUAGCAGAGUCAACUUUGUCAGGAAUUACAGCCAAAUACACUACAGAAACUUUUCUAACAAAGACGGUAUUUUCAUUCACAACAUCUACCACUACUCCAAGCAUAACCACAACUCUAAAACCAACUACAACAUCCAAUUCAACUCCUUUUCCAAGUUUGUCAACUAGCAUGCCUAUACGACCAACAAUCCAAACCUCCUCCACUGUUACAAGUAAAUCAACAUCUCUGUCAACAAUAGCAUUUACUACAACUGCCUCAGCAUUUUCUCCAAAAUCCACAACAAAGACAACAACCACCCUUACUCCUGUUUACAGAAAUGUCAACACCAAGAGUCCAGAAUUCCCCCACUGGUACAAGCAUACCCACAACUCCAUCAACAAUUACAACACCUUCACCAGCGUUCUCAACCAGCAUGACAUCGCCACUGACUAA